Molecule: messenger RNA, 731 nt
Organism: Triticum aestivum (bread wheat)
Lineage: Eukaryota; Viridiplantae; Streptophyta; Magnoliopsida; Poales; Poaceae
Product: zinc-finger homeodomain protein 9-like
Exons: 2
Coding region: 273-731 (152 amino acids)
Biological process (GO): regulation of developmental process; regulation of DNA-templated transcription
Cellular component (GO): nucleus
Molecular function (GO): DNA-binding transcription factor activity; transcription cis-regulatory region binding
Source: RefSeq, a predicted model, not a curated record
AUCAGCGGUCCAUGCAUGUUGUCAUGAUCCAAUAUUAAUUUAUCACUACGAUCUUUCGAGAUUUUCUCUUUUCUAUAGUCACUACUAAUUACAUGGAUUAAUAACAUCUCUCGUUAGAGUCAUUGUUGCUCUUUUUAUACCCUAAACUCACAGACUUCGUUUCGCAUCCUAUCCUUACGAGUUUUCCUCGCCUUCGUUGAUCCUAACUAGUAAAUCCAAGCCUUAGACACUAGUGGGUAAUCUUUGUGAAGCCGAGUGACACCAGGGGGGCCAUGGACAUCAAGUACCCUAAGGGCUUCGUCAAGAAGGUGAGGCAGGCGAUCGUGGCAUUGGCGGUGGAAGGGGUGAAGUACAAGGAGUGUAGUAGGAACCACGCGCUGGCUACCAGUGGGCAAGUCGUGGACGGCUGCGGGGAGUGGAUGCCGUUGGGGGACCUGAACCCCACCGAUGCAUCGUCAUACAACCGCCCGCUGGGGGCACUGCAGAUCCAGAGGCUCCCCGCCCAGCUCUUGCCGGCGACGGCGCCACCGCCCCAUGUGGUUAUGUCGGCGAGGAAGUGGUCCUACACCAUGUUCACUACCUACCAGAAGAUGCGGAUGCAGGAGCUGUCGAAGCACCUAGGGUGGCGCCUGCAGAAGCGCGAUAAGGACAUCAUCAAAGCGAGGUGCCAUGACAUUGGCAUCAGUAAGGACGUCUUUAGGAACUGGAGGCACAACAAUAAGCGCAACUAA